UUAUGUCCGUGUGUCGAUUGGUCGGGUCUGGCUCUAGCUUUCACACCGGAAGAGAGAGAGAAGCUACGAGGUAGUAUGCAAGAUGGUGGCCACCAGGAGAGGAGUACGCGUGUACUCCCCAGCUCAAACAAACUCGGACCAACCCUCUGAUGUCCCGGCCACUCCUUCCACUGGUCGAAGAACCAGGAGUAAUGCUAAACAAGCAGAGAGCCCUACCCAGCAUGCCCAGGUGGAGACCAGCAGCCAGCUUGAAAAAAGCGAGGGAGGACCCCAGGCAUCUCCACCGGCCUCUGCACUGAAAAGAUGCACCAGAGCUUCCCGACUCCACAGUCCAGAGCUGCCAUGCACACCUGUGGGCUCCACCCACGAAGCGGACGUGUCAGAUGUGGAGUCAUGCACCUCUGUGGUCGAGAUCAAACUACCAAUGACACGCACCCGUGGGAGAAGGGGUCAGCCCUGCACAGUAAGUCAGGAAGAUGAGGACAUAUCUGAGGUGGAGUCAUGCUGUUCUGCAGUAUCUGCAUCAAAAGCUAGCCAAAGUAGCCGCCGGAGCACAAGGAGGAAGGCAAUUCCUAAAAGCCUUGACCCAUCUCAUGUUGAGGAGAGGGACGUCAAGCUCGACUUGGGACUGGAGACCGAGUCCUGCAGCUCUGUAGUGUCUGAUUCCCAGAGGGUCACCAGAAGUCAAAGAAGAACUACUCGCACCAGAUCAUCUGCCAAACAACAAACUGAGGAUUCAGAGUUCUCAGAUGCUGACAGCAUCGCAGGAGCUGAAGUUUCUAAGUCCACCACACGCAGAGCUACGAGAUCCAAAAGGCAAACAUGUCCCAUUCCCAUCUACCUUGGCGAAGGCUCAGAAAGCUCUCAGUCCCCUGCCCCCAGAGCUCGAAGGAGCCGUGCAGCUCCAGGGAAGGCAGCAGCUUCUGCAGAUGUCAGUGAGCCCCAGUCUUGUGAGUCUGAAGGCCAUGAGUCCGGGUCCACUUACAGUCACAGCUACGUGACUCGUAGACGGGGAAAGACCCAAUCCCCCAGUCCCAAAGCCAUAGACUCCGACUCAGUACCGACCGACGUGCAGUCUCCGAUGGGCAGCGCCUGCUCCACACAGAGCGGAGGGACUCCCUGCAGCAGCCGCACAGGCUCGGGGAGCAGCAGUCGAGGUGCUUGGACGACCAGGAGCUCAGUCAAGGCCUGUAGUAUUGUUCUUGAAAAAGCUACAGAGCCAGCUGAGGAGGACACUUCUUUAAAUGAUUCUAGACUAGAAAGUACAGUGAUCUUUGAGGAUGCAGAUUCCACACUGUUAGAGGAAGAUGUGAACCAAACAUUGGAAGAAAAAGAGAAAGAAGGUUUGAAUAGUACUGCUCUCACAUCAAAUAAAGCACAUACAAGGAGCAUGGAAAAGGAAGUAAUUACUUCAGAGGAAAACUCCACCCAUGUGUCUCCCCUGGUAUCAGACAGUCCUGGCUGUGCUGAGGAAGCCGUUAGUAAACCUGCAGUUACCUUCAGACGCCAGCAGGAGGAGAUGUGUGCUAAGAACAAGGACAGGAACAUCUCAGAGAUGGAAAUGAUACAGGAAGUAAUUGCACCAUCAGAAGCGUUAAAGCCUGGCCAAUCAGUUACAGAAACAGUAUGUGAGAGCGCUUCUGAAAUCCCACAGAAGACUGAAGAGAAGGAUGAAGCUAUGGAAGUAGCAUAUGUGGACACCCACUCAUCACAGGGAGCUGAGGCUGUGGAUGAGGAUGCUGUUGUGGAAAGCGGGCCCAGUGAGCAGGAGAAAAUGGAAGACGCUCAGCAGGUGGCGGACUCCAGUGAGGUCCGAGUUAAGUCCAUUCAAGUGGCAUCCAGCCAGCAGCACAAUGUCACAGUGGAUUCUGACCCAGAACAGCAACCUCAAGACGUCAUUGUGGAGAAUGCAAAAAAACUCACCCUGCUGGAGAGCAGCGAGGAUGAAGAUGUUGAAGAAGAGGAGGAUUUGGGUUACCGGGCAGAGGAGAGAGCAGGCCUUACCCAGAAGUGUGAAGCGGCAGCUGCUGCAUCAGUUGAUGGACUGUUUAUGAUUGACACGCGGCCAGGACAGGAGGCCGAUGACCAGUACUACAAGGAAAAGCCAACAGAGGAGGAGAAAGCCCAAAGGGAAGAGAGAGUUGAGCAGGAGGAGCAAGAUGAGGAGUUUGUGGAUGAGGAUGGGGAGGAUGAUGAUGAUGAAGAUGCAGAAAUCCUCUUCUCUUGUAGAAAUCCUCAGUUGAAAGAGUUGUCCAGCCGUAUUGACCCUGGCAUCAGAGUGAAGGAGCUCGGGGGUUUAUACAUCAAUUUUGAUGGCAGCAAAUCAAAACCUGUCUCCAGUUCGCUGCAAAAACUAAAGGAAAAGAAGAUCCAAGAUGAGGUGAUGAAGAAAAGUGUGAUGGGACCAGACUUUGAAAAGAAGGAUGCAGUGCCUCCGUACUGUGAAUCCAAACAAGCCCAAAAGCUGAAACGCAGAACGGAGAGGGAGAAAUCAACAGGAGAUGGUUGGUUUAAUAUGAAAGCCCCCGAGAUCACUCAGGAGCUGAAAGGAGACCUCAAAGUCCUGAAGAUGAGAGGCUCCAUGGAUCCUAAGAGGUUCUACAAAAAGAACGACAGGGAUGGCUUUCCCAAAUAUUUUCAGGUUGGUACGGUGGUGGACAGCGCAAUCGACUUCUAUCAUUCCCGUGUUCCCAAGAAGAGCAGGAAGAGAACCAUGGUGGAGGAGCUGCUAUCUGACGCUGAGUUCAGACAGAACAACAAAAAGAAGUACCAGCACAUUGUGACAGAGAAAGCAGCACAUGGAGCCGGCAAGAGGAACAAGAAGAAGAAUAAAUUCCAUAAGAAAUGAAUCUUGAUGUGAUGAACACUCUAAAUGGCUUUUCCUAGUAUUAUGUAAUAACUGCAGGAAGUGGGUUGCCAUUGAAUGCUAUUAAAUAGUAAAUAUUUCCAAUUAAAACAAACUUUUUUUUAAUCAAAUGGACCUGUAUCAUAUAAACAUUUUGCUGCACAGUAAUCAUAGUAUUUCAUACAUGCAAAAUGAACAUUAAAAUAUUUUCUUGCGAUGACUGGUACCAAUGUUUGUAAAGGUUCUCGUAAAUUAAACUCAUCACAUCA
Messenger RNA from Etheostoma spectabile (orangethroat darter), 3114 nucleotides. It is a transcript of the gene dnttip2, whose product is annotated as deoxynucleotidyltransferase, terminal, interacting protein 2. Bases 83 to 2848 code for a protein of 921 amino acids. Lineage: Eukaryota; Metazoa; Chordata; Actinopteri; Perciformes; Percidae. Gene Ontology annotation, cellular component: nucleolus. The transcript is spliced from 7 exons. Gene Ontology annotation, biological process: RNA processing. Gene Ontology annotation, molecular function: RNA binding. The record is from RefSeq and is a predicted model, not a curated record.